Messenger RNA from Acanthoscelides obtectus, 312 nucleotides. The record is from the annotation of a GenBank genome assembly. NCBI's taxonomy places the organism in Eukaryota, Metazoa, Arthropoda, Insecta, Coleoptera, Chrysomelidae.
AUGGAUCAGAAAGAAAAUCGAACACCUAAUAUUUCAUCCAUAAAGCAAACAUUUUCAUAUCUUCCUGGAUUUGAAGACAUCUCAGAAAAUGACAUUUCUAAUUGGUUAGAUAUGGACAAACACGAUGUAGGAUAUGAUAUUUUACCAGACGACGAAUUAAUUAACCACGUUUUAAAGCCUUUAGAAGCCAAUGAUCAUGAAGAUUGUGAAGAUGACUUACCUGAUAAUCCGGAAGGUAGCAUUAGCCAUGGGGAAGCUGAGGAUAUGGUAACACAAAUUAUACAAUGGUACGAAAAUCAAGAGGAAGCAUAA